This is a messenger RNA of Zingiber officinale, 1992 nucleotides long. RefSeq names its product probable purine permease 11. The record is from RefSeq and is a predicted model, not a curated record. Gene Ontology annotation, cellular component: transcription regulator complex; membrane. NCBI's taxonomy places the organism in Eukaryota, Viridiplantae, Streptophyta, Magnoliopsida, Zingiberales, Zingiberaceae. Bases 129 to 1787 code for a protein of 552 amino acids. Gene Ontology annotation, molecular function: purine nucleoside transmembrane transporter activity. The transcript is spliced from 5 exons. Gene Ontology annotation, biological process: regulation of DNA-templated transcription.
CCUAGGAUGGACUGUUAAUAAAGGCGAGUGUAGCGGUAGGCCGCGUCCCCUUUCCUUCUCUCUUGCACAGCGAUCUUUCUCGAUUAGGGUUUAUCGACUUCCGUCGAUCUGCUUACGCGAUAUCGGAGAUGAACGACGGGAGCAAGAGCACCGCCAGAGCCUCCUUCGGCACGCCAACCUUCUCCGGCUGUCAAUCGGUCUCCACCAGCAGCAGCGUGGGCUCGCCCUCCAGCCGGAUCGAGCCAAUGGCGACCACGCCCGCCAGCGAGAACACCUUGGUCAGGCUGAAUCACCUCGAAAUCCACAGGGACGAUGUGGGAACGCCAGAAGUAGCCGUGGGUGCUAAAAAGAAAAAAAGUGGUGCUCGAGCAGUUUCAGGUGAUAAAAGUGGAAGGGGACUCCAACAAUUCAGCAUGAAAGUUUGUGAGAAAGUUGAAAGCAAGGGACGUACUACUUACAAUGAGGUUGCAGAUGAACUUGUUACAGAGUUUGCAGAUCCCAACAAUAAUCCAGGAUCUCAAGAUCAGCUAAGUGAAAAUGGCCUGACCUUCCAAAGAUUAUGCUCAUUUAAUCCAGGUUGUACAUCUUCCAUCACCAGACAUAUUCUGACAAUAAAUAUUCCCUAUUGUCUCAUUAUUGCGGAGGUUAUAAGAAGCAGCAUAAAAGAAAAUCCUCUCCGUUGGACAGGAACAACAUCAACAUCAAGGAUUAAAAGCUGGCAAUGGUGGUUCUUGGUGGCCCUCAAUAUCUUCUUCCUUCUCGCCGGCCAGACCGUGGCAACUCUUCUUGGGAGAUUCUACUAUGACCAAGGAGGCAAUAGCAAGUGGAUGGCAACUCUUGUUCAAACUGCAUGCUUUCCUAUCCUCUUCAUUCCCUUACUUCUUUUACCUUCUAAACAACCUCCUCCAGCAAUUGUAGCCACAACUCCUCUUUACAUCAAGAUUGCUUUCAUAUACCUUGCUUUGGGCGGUUUAAUAGCCGCCGAUAACUUAAUGUAUUCGUAUGGUCUUCUAUACGUUCCGGUUUCGACUUACUCCCUCAUUUGUGCCACUCAACUAGCCUUCAAUGCCAUCUUUUCCUACUAUCUGAAUAACCAGAAGUUUACUGCUUCUAUACUCAACUCUGUUGUUCUGCUGACACUCUCUGCGGCCUUACUCGGUGUCAAUGAGGAUUCGGAGAGCUCUGAAGAGGUUUUGAAGGGGAAGUAUACUCUCGGAUUCAUAUUGACAUUAGGAGCCUCAGCUACCUACUCGCUCAUCCUCUCCUUGAUGCAGCUUUCAUUUCAAAAGGUUAUCCGAAAGGAGACUUUCACAGUUGUAUUGGAAAUGCAGAUCUAUACUGCUCUUGUGGCGAGUUGUGUUGCGGUGGCUGGGUUAUUCGCGAGUGGGGAGUGGAAGAGUUUGAAGGGUGAGAUGGAGGGAUUUAAAAAGGGGAAAUUGGCAUAUGUUAUGACUCUGGUUUGGAUUGGUCUCUCCUGGCAGUUGGCAUCGGUCGGCGUCGUGGGGCUCAUCUUUGUCGUGUCGUCUCUCUUCUCGAAUGUGAUAAGCACCCUGGCGCUGCCUACCGUGCCUAUAUUUGCUGUCAUCUUCUUUGAUGACAAGAUGAAUGGGAUCAAGAUUGUGGCAAUGCUUCUUGCCAUUUGGGGUUUUGUUUCUUACCUUUAUCAGGAAUGCCUUGAUGACUACAGAGCUAAGAAGGCUUCAGAUCAUGCUGCUGACCAUCUCUCUGGUUACGACCCAGCCACGAUGGAAGCUCAAGUAUACUCUGAUUAUUUUGAUACUUGUUAGUAUCUUUGACAAUGAAUCUUCUUUAUGCAUUUGUAAACAUAAAAUAGUUUUUUAUUUUUUAUUUGCGUGCUAGUCAUUUCUAGUCCAAAAUUCCCAUCCUUUUUGGUGAUUAUAAAUCUUCUGUAAUAAUUGAAAGUUUUCCUUCCCGAAUUAGCAAACUGAUCUAUUUCUAUCAAAUAAAAUAUUAUGUGUUGCACUGGGAUCA